Molecule: messenger RNA, 2071 nt
Organism: Aplysia californica (California sea hare)
Lineage: Eukaryota; Metazoa; Mollusca; Gastropoda; Aplysiida; Aplysiidae
Product: guanine nucleotide-binding protein-like 1
Exons: 13
Coding region: 69-1973 (634 amino acids)
Molecular function (GO): GTPase activity; GTP binding
Source: RefSeq, a predicted model, not a curated record
UCGAAAGUAGGAACAGUUGUGCAACAUUUCUAAAGAACGCUCUGUAUCUGCAACGUCCGUCAUCCAAAAUGCCGAGGAAGGUUGCCUUCAGCUGUAAGCAGAAAAAGAAACAACUGCAAGAGAAGAAAUUAAAAAAGAAAGAUGGACCAAAAUAUUUGGCUGAUCAAAGCGACAGCGACAGUGACAAUGAAACUGAGACAUCUGCUGUUUCUGAUGUUUCUACUGCUGGUGCGUCACAUUCUACUGUUGAUGUCUCUGGAUCAAGUCAGGGUGAAGUCAAGACUCUCCUGGGCGAUUUCAACGUUCAGAAAAUUAACCAGCAGCCACAGACUGAUUACAGCUCUAUCACGCCGGCCAACAGUUUUCGACUUCACUUUUUCAAAGAAUCGGACGAAGUAGUCAACAGGAGGAAGAAAGAUGCCAGAAGACCUGUGAAGCAGGUGGAUGAGAAGUACCUGGAGUACAAGAUGGAAGACGUUUAUCCUGCCAACACUUGCCUUGACUUUCCAAAACGACCACCCUGGAGUUAUCGUCUCAGCAAGGAGAAGCUGGAGGAACAAGAGCAACUGUAUUUUAAUAAUUACCUUCAGGAGGUCAUGGGUCAGCCCCGCGCCCAAGAUCUGAGCUAUUUUGAGCUGAACCUGCAGACGUGGAGACAGCUGUGGCGGGUGCUGGAGAUCUCCGACCUACUUCUGGUCAUCGCCGACAUACGCUACCCGGUUCUCCAUGUCUCCCCGAGUCUUGUGUCCUACGUCACAGAAGAGCUCCACAAACAAGUGGUGAUAAUUCUGAACAAGAUCGACUUUGUUCCCACAGCCCUUGCCGUGGCCUGGAAACGUUACAUCCAAGCACGCUUUCCUGGCGUGCCGGUCGUGUUUUUCUCAUCCUUCCCGAGAGAUGUCCCGCAGGCUGAGGUUCUCUCCAAUUUUGAUCCCUCUAAAGGUUUAUACAAACAUCCAUUCCAAGGGAAAUACACACCAGUUGGUCCGGCUGAGCUCUUGUCUGUUUGUCAGGGCAUUGUGAAGGACAAAGUUGACCUCUCUGGCUGGGAAGAGAUGUUGGAGGAUUCGAACCCACCGCCAUCCACCCUGAAAGAUCCCUGCGACGGUGACGGAAGUCCUGAGGGAGAUGUGCAAAGUUCUCAGGCCUCCGAUAGUCGUGAAGAAGCCUGUAAUGAGAGGCAAUCGUUGAGCGGUACUCCAUCUGCCACUCCACAGUACAAAGAUGGCGUCUUGACCAUUGGCUGUAUCGGGUACCCAAAUGUUGGGAAGUCUUCAGUGCUCAACGCUCUAGUCAAAAGAAAGGUUGUGUCAGUGUCCCAGACUCCGGGCCACACCAAACACCUCCAGACGAUCUUCCUCUGCCCGACGGUCAAGCUCUGUGAUUGCCCAGGUUUGGUGUUCCCUUCUAUGGUGCCCAAGUCCCUGCAGGUUGUGGCAGGAAUCUUCCCGGUGGCCCAGGUGCGAGAGCCGUACUCCGUGGUGGCGUACCUGGCCAAGAGACUUGACCUGCCAGCUCUCCUCUCGCUGACCCCGCCAAACUCCUCGCCGAAGAAACGCGACAAGAACACCAGCCGCUACAUCUGGUCCGCCAUGGACAUUUGUGAUUCCUGGGCUUUGAAAAACGGCUUCAGGACGUCGAAGGCAGGCAGACCCGACGUCUACCGCGCUGCCAACAAAAUCCUCCGGCUUGCCGUGGAAGGUCAGCUUUGUCUCUCCUUCCGACCACCUUCCUACACUGACAUGUUAGACGGCUUGUUGCAAGAUCCAGAGACACAGGACCUGGCCAAACUCCUCGUCCGUGGAGCCCGGAGUCAUCAAUGUACUCCGGGGGAAGACAGUGUGGAGGAGAAUGAGGUGGGCGAAGAAGACGAAGAGGAGGAACAUCAGGAGGAGGAAAAGGAGGAAAAAGAGGAGGAAGAGGAGGAGGAGGAGGAGGAGGAGGAGAGUGCACACAGUGACAAGGAUGUUUGACUUUUGCUCAAUGUUGAAAUCAAAAUAGUUUUUAAUGUUUUGCCAAUGUCCAAAUCAUGUAAAAAUGUAAUGUAAAUAUAGAUAUCACCAUAUGAAAA